AUAAAACAAUAUCCGGUGAGUGAAAUUCAUUUUUCCUACAAUGCUCGCUGAAGUGGCCAUAGCCAUAGAAGUUGCAGCGCCUUUCACUUGUUAUUAGAUAUAUCAGCUCUCAGCGAGCAGUGAGCAUACACAGACAGGAAUUUUUACAUACGACUUGCAAUUAUCUGUUUUUUUUUUUCUCGGCUGUGUGGAUUGGCGGCGGCGUUUAUAGAUACCUUUCUGUUUUAUAAAUAUGGUGAUGGAGAAAGCAGAAACGAGGGUUACAUCGGGUAGGCUGCGAUGGGGAGAGUUAGAAGAGGAGGACAAUGAAGACCUCGACUUUCUUCUGCCGCCGCCCACCGUCAUUGGGCCGGACGAGAAUGGUGUGAAGAAGACGAUCGAGUACAGGUUCAACGAUCAGGGGCAGAAGGUGGUGCGCACUACCACCACGCGCAUCCGCAAGGUGGCCAAAACACGCCUCAACAAGCGCGCUCUCGAGCGCCGCGAGUGGCGCAAGUUUGGCGGUGCCACCAGUGAGGAUGCCUCCAACCGUCUCACGGUCGUCUCCACGGAGGAGAUCUUGCUGGAACGGCCCCGCCCGCCGGGCUCCAAGGCGGAGGACGUGAAAUCGGGUGCUGACGCUCUCUCUGCUCUUGCUGGCACCAAGGGGGGCGCCGUGCUCAUGGUGUGCCGUAUCUGCGGCAAGAAGGGCGAUCACUGGACUUCAAAGUGCCCUUACAAGGACCUUGCCCCCGCUGGUACUACUGACACUCUCACUAUGGAUAAGAUGGAUGGCGCCGCUGCUGCUUCCAGCGGCGCACCAGCCGCUGCUGCUUCGGCGGCGGGGCGGUCCACCUACGUGCCUCCUAGCCUGAGGGGUGGCGUCGAUCGCUCCGGCGAUACCAUGCGGCGGAGAAACGAUGAGAAUUCUGUUAGGGUUACGAAUCUUUCCGAGGACACAAGGGAUGCGGACCUGCACGAACUCUUCAAGCCGUUUGGUCACAUCACGCGUGUGUAUGUGGCAAUGGACCAGAAGACAGGAGUUAGCAGGGGCUUUGGUUUUGUUAAUUUUGUCAACAGGGAGGACGCUCAGAGGGCUAUCAACAAGCUCAAUGGUUACGGUUAUGACAAUCUCAUUCUCAGAGUUGAGUGGGCCACCCCUAGACAGACAUGAGAUCAGGUGUCUUCAGGAACCCAGGACUACUUUUUCCAUGCACUCCUGGGAAGAGGAGAGUGAUGGAAGCAACGGCUGAAAAUCCGGGAUGCAUCCCUGACGAAUGAGCAAAUGUGGGAUCUCAAUGAUUUAUCUUUUGACAUAGGAAGUAGAAUGGGUAACUAUUUUCUUCAUAGAUUUAGAGCUGGAAAUAAGUAGUAAUUUGGUCAUUAUGUUGUCCUUUAAUGUUUGCUAACUGUGUUGAGGGAGAAUUGUAGCUUAGGUUUAUCGCGUUUUGAGUUAAAGGAUCACGAGACAUUUGUUUUCUUCUGUUUCAAACUCUGCCUAUGUUUGAUUUGAUUUUCUCAAUUUUGAAUAAAUACAAAGUAUAUUUAUUAAUGUAGGAA
Molecule: messenger RNA, 1539 nt
Organism: Cryptomeria japonica (Japanese cedar)
Lineage: Eukaryota; Viridiplantae; Streptophyta; Pinopsida; Cupressales; Cupressaceae
Exons: 2
Coding region: 233-1153 (306 amino acids)
Cellular component (GO): cytoplasm; eukaryotic translation initiation factor 3 complex
Molecular function (GO): translation initiation factor activity; RNA binding
Source: RefSeq, a predicted model, not a curated record